This is a messenger RNA of Lolium rigidum, 1379 nucleotides long. Its product is annotated as GDSL esterase/lipase At5g45910-like. Lineage: Eukaryota; Viridiplantae; Streptophyta; Magnoliopsida; Poales; Poaceae. The record is from RefSeq and is a predicted model, not a curated record. Gene Ontology annotation, molecular function: hydrolase activity, acting on ester bonds. The transcript has 5 exons. The coding region runs from base 48 to 1184 and encodes 378 amino acids.
ACAGAGUCAGCGCGCGUGUACACAAUCUGAACCCCAUUACGAGCACAAUGAAGCUGCUCAGUAUCCUCUCGCUUCUCCUCCUCGCAUCCGUGCAACCCGCUAUCUCGUCCCUCCGGCGAUACGAUGCCAUCUUCAAUUUCGGUGACUCCUUCUCCGACACCGGAAAUAACAUUGUUGUAUUUGCGGAGAACUCGCUUCCAAACCCAGCGGCGCAGCCUCCCUACGGCAUCACCUUCUUCGGCCGCCCCACGGGCCGCAACUCGAAUGGCCGCCUCAUCAUCGACUUCGUCGCGAAGAGGCUACGCUUGCCGCUCGUCCCGCCAUUCCUGUCGCAAAACGGCAGCUUCAGCCAAGGCGCUAACUUCGCAGUCUCGGGCGCCACCGCUCUCAACAUCAGUUUCUUUAAAGAUAUACCAAUUGCAAGCCAGAUUGCUCUGAACACCACCUCGAGCGUGCAGCUGCAGUGGUUCGAGUCGCUCAAGCCUUCGCUGUGCAGCCCUGCCCCAGAGUGCCCACCAACGUUCUUCCACAAGUCACUUUUUUUCGUGGGAGAAUUUGGCUUCAAUGAUUACAGCUUCUCGCUUCUGGGAAAGACCAUGCCACAAGUUAGAUCCAGCGUCCCAGACGUAGUCAGAUCCAUCACCGAGGCCACUGAGGGACUAAUUGAACAUGGGGCGAAGACCUUGAUUGUGCCCGGGAUCCCCCCACUGGGCUGCUCACCAGCCAAUUUAGAGUUGUUCCGUAGUGACGACCCGGCGGGCUACGAGCCUCGUACCGGGUGCCUGAAAGAGUUCAAUGAGCUAGCCGUGCAUCACAACUCGCUGCUCCAAGAGGCCCUACAGAACGUCCAGACGAAUUACCCAAAUGCUCUGAUAAUUUACGCUGAUUUCUUCACUCCAAUCAUCAAAAUGGUGGAGUCUCCCUGGAAAUUCGGGCUUACCACCGACGUUCUGAAGUGUUGUUGCGGUGGAGGUGGAGAGUACAACUUCAACCUGAGUGCCGGCUGUGGCAUGCCUGGUGCGACGGUGUGCCAGGACCCAUCUGAGUAUUUGUUUUGGGACGGACACUUCACGGAGGCAACCUACCGCUACAUUGCUAGACGCUGGCUACGAAAAUUAAGCAUGCACAAUCACUUGAUGGGGGCGACGUACAACUACUUUGCCAUUGACAUGGACUCGGCGUAAACGAGGUCGGAUCCAAGCUGGUAUCUGUAUAAAAAGUUAUCAUAAAUAAAAUGGGAUGCAUCAUCCAUGCAUGGAUUUUCAAUCAUCUAUUUCAACACUUGUAUUGAGUACCUUUUUAUUUUCAACGAGCACUUCAUAAUGAAGUGACCGAUGUAUGCGGGACCUUAUCAAGUGACCAACUCUUUAUUUAAGCAA